ACAUCAGACAGACGAUUAUAUCAGCCAUACCUCUCACUAUCAGAAACAGAUAGCAGAUAGAUUACUAUGGCUGUACCUGCGAGUAAGGCAAUGCGUAGCCCGUUGAAGUAAAAUAGUAUAAUACGUACAAGAAUAAGUGUAAAAGAUAAUAAAUUAGUGCUGGUUGGAAAAUAACAGUGAAUGCGAAACAACUGACGUACGCUUUAUGUCAUAAAACAAAUAGUAGUAGUGUUAAUUACAUACGUGCAUGAUAAGACUGUGUUUUGAAUGCACAUAAUGAAAAUGAACUUGCCCCAGCAUGCACCAACGAAAUUGUUAGUUUUCCUAUUGUUUCUUAUAAUUAUGUCUUUGUAUUUGCAAUUUGGAUAUUCAACCCGUGCAGUGUUAAGCGAAACUGAAAACAUCAAAGAAACUGAAAAGAGUCCUAUUGUGGCAAUAAAUACAGAUGCAGAAACAGGCAAUAGUGUAAUCAGUAAGGACAACUUAACUACUGAAUCAUAUACAUUUCAACGAAUCAAAGAAAUAACCAAAUGUCAUGAUUUACCGAGGCAGCACAACGUAAUGCAGUGGGGUCCUUAUUGGGUCCUUAAUAAUUUUGUUGCCGCGAAAAGAACGUACAAGUGUGAAGAAAGUGUAACUUUUGCUACUACGGCAACUUACAAUUUUUUGGGCAAUGUUUUGCCCAUUGUGGAAAGUUGGGAUGGACCAGUUAGUGUUGCAGUGUACGCCCCAGGUAGUGACUUUAAUUUGGCCUUAGAAUCCAUAGCCUACCUUCGCGAAUGUGGAAAUCCAUUAGUAACCGAAACGGUUUCUUUUCAUUUGUUCUUCCAAAUGACAUAUUUUCCAGACAAGAAUUUGGCAAAUGAAAAAUUUUCAUCUGGAAAAGCUGUUAAUUGCUCCCUGAAGCCUCCAUAUGAGACAUAUUCAAGCGGUCAGUCGUUCAAAGACAAACACAACGAACUUUUUAUGGUAAACGUAGCGCGUAAUAUAGCACGGAAAAUGUCUGAAACACAUUUUAUACUUUCCGCGGAUAUAGAAAUGUAUCCCAGUUUAAACAUUUCGUCACGAUUUCUUCACAUGAUAUCGAAAGAAGAUCCUGAGACCUAUUCGAAACAGCCAGUUGUUUACGCCAUUCAUGCUUUCGAGGUAAACGAAGGGGUGAAACCACCCCUAAACAAAAGCGAACUGAGAGAAAUGAUACAUAAUAAAACUGCAGAGCGAUUUCACUUUAAAGUAUGCGGCAAAUGUCACAAUUUUCCGCAUUUUGAAUCCUGGUUGAGUAUUGAUAGUGAGGAAAUGGAAAUUACUGAAAGCGUAACACGAACGAAAACUUUUGUGGCUUGGGAGCCGUUUUUUAUAGGUACCAACCAUGAUCCAUGGUACGAUGAGAGGGUUUCAUGGGAAGGGAUGCGAGACAAACGUAUACAGUUGAAAAAUCUGAAGACCACCUGUUUUGAAGUUAUUUUACUAGGAUCGGUUGGUUUUCGGAAUGUAGCUACACUUUGUUUUGCGUUUGCGUUAUGUCUCCUAGGAUACAAAUUUAACAUACUCAGCGAUGGCUUUUUGGUUCACAAACCAGGGCAUAAAAAAACUGAAUAUUUUGGAAACAGGUUGAAGGUUUCACUAUCAAUGGCAGAAACUAUUGAAACAGAAUUUGUACCACAGUACAGAAAAUUUUACGGAAAUAAUCCGGCUUGUGUUGUUUAGAAAUGGUCUCUUUAAUCAAAUAUAUUUUCCGUUAUCUUUGUUUUGUUUUCGUAUCAUUUUGUACAUAGGACUGUGCUAAUUAUUAUAAAUUAGCGA
Molecule: messenger RNA, 1803 nt
Organism: Agrilus planipennis (emerald ash borer)
Lineage: Eukaryota; Metazoa; Arthropoda; Insecta; Coleoptera; Buprestidae
Product: beta-1,4-glucuronyltransferase 1-like
Exons: 5
Coding region: 268-1707 (479 amino acids)
Source: RefSeq, a predicted model, not a curated record